ACUUAGAGAAAAGAUGCGAACAUACCUGUAGAUGUUAAAAAACAUAAUUUCAAAAAUGUGAUUUUUUUUCCUUUUUUUUCGUUUUAAGGAGCCGUGUCCCCCCUUAAAUCAAUGCUUGAUUUCUGCUGUUUGGACCACUUGACCAUAGUCCACUGCGCUGCCCCAAAGCUCCCUUGUGAUGUGCUUUAUACGAAAAUUACAGCAGCCCAUUUUUUUCGUAUUAGCUGCUGCAUUGUCGCACCAUGCUUGGCAGAGCUUUACUUUUUAUAUUUUCGUGGGCAAAGGGCACUGAGCGCUGGCAUCUCCCAAGGAAAUAUUUGCUUGUGUUUCAGGUGCCCAGCUGCGGAUCAUCCACCUGCUAGUGGAACUCCGCCACCAGAACCGUGAGAUGCAGCAGGAGACUAUGCAGCUGAGGCUGGAUGUCCAGCAGCUGUCGGACCAAAUAGCAGCUCUAGAGCUGCCAACGGGGCAAGCUGUACCGAUCCCGACGGCUGCGAUUCUUUCACGGGAACUUCCGAGGCUGCCAGCCAGCACCCUGGAGGAGCUGGAAGCAGCGGAGGCAGCCAUCCACGACGAGGCUGUAGCCACAGUAUUGAAGGAGCAGCUUCUCAGAAUUGGAGGGAGAACACUGCUGGAAACGACAGCAAACAUCAUGAAAGAUGCCAUCUGCGAGAAGCAGGCCGUGGAUAGGACGACGGCUCUGGCGGUCAUCGGCAAGUGGCUGCCCGGGUCUGUGGACCGGGGCGGUGGAAGGAAAAGGAGAUUUGCGGCAAUGAUUGCCGAACCCUCCCUCAGCAGGGAUAAGAGAAGAAAACGACUGCAUAUGCAAACUGGCAUCUACAUAAAACCUUCCGAAAAAUUUCUGAAAAAUGGCUCUAAGGCCUGCUAUGUCCCAUUCAAUGCCUUGCUCCAAAAUCUUGUCAAGCUCCCUGUGACGGCCAAGUACCUGCAGCAGCCUUGCUUCCCGCUCUAG
Ixodes scapularis (black-legged tick) is the source of this 973-nucleotide messenger RNA. RefSeq lists its product as uncharacterized. The coding region runs from base 389 to 973 and encodes 194 amino acids. The transcript has 4 exons. The record is from RefSeq and is a predicted model, not a curated record. Lineage: Eukaryota; Metazoa; Arthropoda; Arachnida; Ixodida; Ixodidae.